ACCCUCAGAGGCCGGCCUCUUCGACCUGCGACCAGAGAUGCUGGCGUGGCUCCACGACACCAAGUUGGAACUCUGACGUUACACGUGAGAGAGAGAGAGAGAGAGAGAGAGAGAGAGAGGCAACGUCAUUCGCCGAUUUAGACGUGCUGGCGUUCAAGGUGGUGUCGCUCCUGCAGCUUUGGACCCCGGACGCAGACCGAAGCAUAUCUGUGCCGCAGCCCUCUCAGUCAAGUCUGAAGAGGCCUGCCUUCAACCUGUCCGUCUUUGGUACUUCUGCCAAUUCGACGCUGAAUUCCAGCCAUCUGGGAGAUUCCCCCUUUUACCCCGGCAAGACCACAUAUGGCGGGGCGGCUGCUGUCCGAAGUGCACGCACACGCCCCGGAACGCCGUACCAUGCCCCGGUGAGGAGGCAGAUUAAAGCCAAGCAGGCUGGCGCGCAGCCCUGCGGGGUGACCAGCGCCACGGCCCGACGUAUCCUGGAGUCUUUGGGGCGCAUGUCCAGUCCUCUGGCAGAUGCCAAGUGGAUCCCAGCAGCAGAAAGUGCAGCAUCCUACUCAACGUCAGUGGAUAACGGCGAUCUUGAUGUGUCACAUUUGCAGGCCAAAAAGAAACGGCACGAUUCCAAUCUCCCGCCGGUGCAAAAGCUGGUGGUCCCCACCGCUGUUAUUGGCUCGUCAAACCACACUGUCUCCUUCAGGCCCAGUUUGACUCCAGGCGGGCCGAUACGCACUCUGGACCAGGUGCCCAGAGACAAGCCCACAAAACAAUCACCCCCGCUACCCGAUCGAAGCCCCGCGGGCCCAUCUCAAAGCACAAUUGGGUUCAGUGGUGGAGUCUAUCCCAUGUCUAGCACACCUACUCCCAGCAGCUCCGGAGGUGGUAAGAUGAAGACUGAGCGCAAGAUCACGCGGGUGUCCUCCAAACGCAUGGAGGAUGACAACGUACGCACCAGAACUGUCGAAAUUACUUUGUUGAUUUUGUCACCGCCAAACAACACCGAAUAAUCAAUAAUUAGCAAACAGUGACUUUAAUUAUAUUUGCUUAAUGGAUACAGUGCCUUGCAAAAGUAUUUGGGCCCCCUUGAACCUUUCAACAUUUUGCCACAUUUCAGAGUUCAAACAUAAAGAUAUAAAAUUGUAUUUUUUUGCCUAGAAUCAACAACAAGUGGGACACAAUCGUGAAGUGGAACAAAAUUUAUUGGAUAAUUUAAACUUUUUUAACAAAUCUAAAACUGAAAACUGGGGCGUGCAAUAUUAUUUGGCGCCUUUACUUUCAGUGCAGCAAACUUACUCCAGAAGUUCAGUGAGGAUCUUUGAAUGAUCCAAUGUUGUCCUGAAUGACUGAUGAUGAUAAAUAGAAUGCACCUGUGUGUAAUCAAGUCUCCGUAUAAAUGCACCUGCUCUGCUGUCUCUGGGUUCUGUUUGAAGUGCAGAGAGAACCAUGCUCCGAGAUACUGUUGUGGAGAAGUUUAAAGCCGGAUUUGGAUACAAAAAGUUUUCCCAGGCUUUAAACAUCUCAAGGAGCACUGUGCAAGCAAUUAUAUCGAAAUGGAAGGAGUAUCAGACCACUGCAAAUCUACCAAGACCCGGCCGUCCCUCCAAACAUUCAUCUCAAACAAGGAGAAGACUGAUCAGAGAUGCAGCCAAGAGGCCCAUGAUCACUCUGGAUGAACUGCAUAUAACUACAGCUGAGGUGGGAGAAAUCUGGCCUUUAUGGAAGACUGGCAAGAAGGAUGUCCUAUUCGGCUAUGCAGCUUCACAUUUCUCCAGGUCUUUGAGGUCCCGGAUAAGCAGGACCCUAGCCUCCUCACCAAGUGAACCAUUUGUGCGAAUCCAGAGUUUACAGUCUCUUGUCCAUGUUGAAUACAUUUUCUUUUGUUUCUUCAGGACCCUCGCACGUUUGGCUAUUUCGGCGUUCCUCUUCGUAAGGUGUUCGUUCGCAUACACCUGUGUUCUUCAGUUUCCUUUCUUGUUUCAAAAUCUCCGUUUUGUGUCUUCUGUUUACAAAUCUCAGAAUGAUCUCUCUGGUUGUGCAUUUCUUUUGGGAAGUGUGUGGCAGGCAGCGAUAUUGAUGUCAUUUAUGUUAAAGAACUGAAUCACCUGUUCCUCCAGCGACUGCUUUUCUCCCUCAGUCAAGUCCUCCUCGUUGUUCUCUCCUCGGGUGACGUUGGAGUAUGUGCGGUGUGUUGUUUUCAGACCGCUGAUGAUCACGUCCUCUUUCCGUAUAUAUUCCUCCAACUCGUCAACUCUCUUUUCCAACUCCGCAAUUUUCUCGUCCUUCAGCGCGAGUAGUUUGGUUAGUUUCCUCACAUCUUCAACAAGACCACUUAAUUUUCCACCAUUCCGUCCAUUUUCAAGGCCAUCUUAAUCCCAUUUUUAUCGUCGUCACUACCUUGGGACGCGCGCCUCCUUCUUCGCCGCCACCGGUCCGCCAGCUUUCAAUUAAGUCACUCCGGCGUUCCAGGAGAAUUGUUUGGUGCUCAAGGUUUUGUUGAUUU
Syngnathus typhle (broad-nosed pipefish) is the source of this 2497-nucleotide messenger RNA. Its product is annotated as nuclear pore complex protein Nup153-like. The coding region runs from base 495 to 1004 and encodes 169 amino acids. The record is from RefSeq and is a predicted model, not a curated record. The transcript is spliced from 8 exons. NCBI's taxonomy places the organism in Eukaryota, Metazoa, Chordata, Actinopteri, Syngnathiformes, Syngnathidae.